Messenger RNA from Ixodes scapularis (black-legged tick), 1653 nucleotides. RefSeq lists its product as uncharacterized. The transcript is spliced from 8 exons. The coding region runs from base 1 to 1653 and encodes 550 amino acids. The record is from RefSeq and is a predicted model, not a curated record. NCBI's taxonomy places the organism in Eukaryota, Metazoa, Arthropoda, Arachnida, Ixodida, Ixodidae.
AUGCUGUUCAUGGCCGUACUGGCGUUCUUCGGGCUUGCUCCAGCGGCAGCCCUACACGUCGACACUGGCGAUGGCGGCUACACGGGGAUAGUGGUCGCCAUUCACGAGUCCGUGCAACACCAUCCAUACAUCGUGGAAAAUAUCAAGGUUGUGGCGAAUAGUGGUGCCAGUGGGAAGAAAUUCACAGCGAGUACAAAGUCGGGCGGAAAAUGCACUCUAUAUAAACACUGCCAACUUUCCGAAGAUUGCAUAGUGCGAUUUUACGAGGAGGACUUCAUCGGGUCAUCCGUGAUGUUUAUGCCCCGUGACGGAAACGCUAGCGAGCUCACACGCGGGCUUAAAUAUAAUUAUAGUUCCCCAGUGCACACUCAACACUACUCUGUGUGCCGCGGCAAGUCGACGAGUGAAGUGAUCAACAGCAACGAGGACUUCAAAUUGUUGCACGACCCCAACAUGGAGAAGGCGAUCGAAAUAACUUUCCGAGAAGUUCAACGAAGCGAGGGACUCAACGGGCGCAUAGUACUGGUCUUCGACGUUUCAGAAGAAAUGGAGGUGGAUAACCGCAUAACAACCAUAAAAAAUGCGGCCGCAUUCUUCAUCCGAAGCGUCGUGCCGGACGGACACCGUUUGGCCAUUGUUGCGUUCGCCGAGAACGCCACGAUCAUAAGUGAGCUCGCCGUCGUUGACAACUCGACUCGACGAUCCCUCGUCACCGCAAUCCGCACCCUCAGCGCGACUGGACCUUGGGGCCGCGUGAGCGACGGACUUCGGAAAGCCAUCGAGGUACUCGAUUCAGGAAACAGAGCGGAAACUGGUGGGAUGAUUGUACUCGCGAGCCGCGUCACGGAGGGACAAAGCUAUGACGACAUCAGCGGCUUGGUCCCCUGGUUGGAAGACAACCACGUUGCCGUGAACACGGUCGUCUUCGGCUCCGGCGACAGCACGAUGCCGUCGCUUUUGCGGGAACGGACGCGCGGAAUGUCGCAUUUGGUCACGGACUUCGCACAGGAGUCUGAGCUCGAAGUGCAGAGCGGGGUUGAAGCCUCACUCGUGGAGUUUCUAGCAGCGAGGAUGGACCUGCAAGAGCAACCCAUAAUCGUUCUGAACGCACGGAAAGACUUUGAGGACAUCAUUGAAGUGAACUUUACCCUACCGAGCGGCACGGGCAAGGACACCCGGGUGCACAUUCUCGGCACAUCGCUGCGUUCUGUGAUCGCUUCACUUGUCAACCCAGACAACGAUGUCUGCGUCCGAUGCGUCGAGGCCAGAGAUGACGACUCGAGCAUCGACCUACACGUCCCUUCGGCGGCCAUGGAGGGAGUCUGGAAGCUCGUUCUUAGCAAGUCAACAACACACACCGGAAACUCUUCGAAUAUCGGUGUCCUCGUUACCACGUAUCAGAUGCAAUCGGACGUUGAGCCAGUUCGCCUGAAACUGUACACGGCGCCACUCGACGAAUCGACUGCUCAAACAAUUUUCGUCGACGUUUGGAAGGGAUUGCAGGCUGUGCUCGCCGCUGAGGUGAUCGCAACCAUUAUUGGAUUGAAUGCAUCGCAUCAUGCGGAGCUGAAGUUGCAACUUCGUGACGACGGCUUGGGUAUGUCUCACAAGUGCAGCAAAUUUAGCACACGAGGUCCCGUGGCCAUACCCUAA